Syzygium oleosum is the source of this 1162-nucleotide messenger RNA. RefSeq names its product ADP-ribosylation factor-like protein 8c. Gene Ontology annotation, molecular function: GTP binding; GTPase activity. The record is from RefSeq and is a predicted model, not a curated record. Lineage: Eukaryota; Viridiplantae; Streptophyta; Magnoliopsida; Myrtales; Myrtaceae. The coding region runs from base 344 to 898 and encodes 184 amino acids. Gene Ontology annotation, biological process: protein transport. The transcript is spliced from 6 exons.
UUCCACUGGGACAUAAUAAUAUUGGCUGGUCGCAGGGAGAAACUGGUUGCAGAAAAAUAGAGCUCUUGCACAACCUGGACAACGGUUAUUAAGACAAAGUAGCAGCAGAAGACAACAGACGAAGCAAGCAAAGCAGCAGCGCAAGCUACUCCGCUGCAUCGACAAGUAUACCGUCGCUUCGUCGCUGGGUCGGCGAAGCUUCCUCCGAUCUCUCUUUCUCUCGCUCGCUCGCUCGCUCUCCCUCCCCCCACCAAGAUUGGGGCUUUCUUCGUCCUCACUUCAGUCUCCUGCGAAGAUUACAGUGGUCGACCCACCCUUUGAUCCAAUUUCCAAUUUGGAGGAGAUGGGUCUCUGGGAUUCUCUUCUCAUCUGGCUCAGGAGCUUGUUUUUCAAACAAGAAAUGGAACUUUCCCUCGUAGGUCUUCAGAAUGCUGGAAAAACUUCUCUUGUAAAUGCUAUUGCUACAGGAGGCUACACUGAAGACAUGAUACCAACUGUUGGUUUCAAUAUGCGAAAAGUUACAAAAGGAAAUGUGACAAUAAAACUUUGGGACCUUGGAGGGCAGCGGAGGUUUCGCACCAUGUGGGAGCGUUACUGCCGCGGGGUCUCUGCAAUCGUAUAUGUAGUCGAUGCUGCUGAUAGAGACAGCGUUCCUAUAGCACGAAGUGAGCUGCAUGAGCUCUUGAUGAAGCCUUCCUUGAGUGGGAUUCCUCUUCUGAUGCUCGGGAACAAAAUUGACAAGUCAGAAGCUCUUUCGAAGCAGGCAUUGGUAGAUCAACUAGGGCUUGAAUCCAUCCAAGACAGAGAGGUGUGCUGCUAUAUGAUCUCAUGCAAGGAUUCCGUCAACAUAGAUGCUGUGAUUGAUUGGCUCAUUAAGCACUCUAAAACUGCGAAGUGAGCAACUGUUUGGCCUGAACUUUUUUGGGUUCGAUGGAAGAGUGGUUUUUGCUGAAUGAUUUGAGCUGAGAAGCAGAACCGCGAACAAAAACCUGUCUCUCUCCUCGCGGUGGCACGUGUACUCUUUUUGUUUCAUUGGUGGUUAUUUGUGUUCCCUAAUAAGAGUUUCUGUACAGAAUCUCAACUGUAGAAGCAAGAUCUCCUUGUAUUGUUUUCCGAUAUUUAAAUCAACAUAACGUGUAAUGAUAUCUUCUCUUUGCUUCGA